UCCCGAUUUCUUCUUCAUUUUUAUGCGCGAAAUCAUAGAGGAAUUGGAAUUGAUCGUUCAUAUAUUCAGCUGAUAAUUUUAUAUAAUCCGAAGGUUUCCAGAGCUGUCGCUGCAUUGAUAAAAGAAUGGAGGAUUUACUCGUCCCCAUACUUUCCAUGUUCCUUGUUCUGGUCUUAAUACCUUUGUACAUCUGGAAAACUCGGAAGAGUUCUCAAAUUCACGCAGAGAAUGAAGAAGAAGCUCAGGUUAGGCGGAGGGAAGCUGUAGUUAGGGCAACUGGCGCCCGUCGCAUGCGGAGAAGACCCGCUUCUUCAGCUGCCAGCACAUCUUCAGCAUCUGCUGCGCUAGAAGAGGGUGUUGAAGAAAGUGACGAUGAAGCUUCUGGAGAUGGAUAUUAUGCUGCCAAAGCUUCAAAGAAGAAGGAAAAGAAGCGUCAAGAGAGGGAAGCUCAAAGACAGGCUGAACAAUCUGCUCGUGAAUCAAGGCAGUCAAAAUCAAGCCGCUAUGAUGAAAUUAGGAGGAGAAAAGAUGAGGAGCGUGAAGCUAAAGAGCGUGCCUUAGAAGAAGAAGCCAAAGCUCGUCAGGCAAAAGAGGAGGAAGCUGCAGCCUUUGAGUUUGAAAAAUGGAAGAGUGCAUUUUCAGUUGUCGCUGAAGGUACAACUGAAGGUGAAGUUCAAUAUGAAAGCCAUGGCUUACUUUCUGAUUUUGUGGAGUACAUCAAGAAGCAUAAAUGUGUUCCACUGGAGGAUCUUGCUGCAGAAUUCAAGUUGAGAACCCAGGAGUGUAUUAACCGGAUCAACUCACUGGAAGAGAUGGGGAGGCUUUCGGGGGUGAUGGAUGAUAGAGGAAAGUACAUAUACAUCUCUCAGGAAGAAAUGAAAGCUGUUGCAGACUAUAUCAAGCGUGUGGGUAGGGUGAGCAUAUCACACCUUGCCAGCAAAUCUAACGAGUUCAUUGACUUGGAGCAUAAAUCCCAGCUGGCCGAGGUCAACACGGUUAGUGUUGGGGAGAUAGCUGUUGUUUGACUCUCUAUGAUUACAAAAUCUCCGUAUUGAUCGACCAGGUUUAUACUUUUUUCUAUCCAAACUGUUUUUUUUACUUUCUCAAAUGAUGAAAGCCAAUUAAAACCUUGCUGGCCAAAAACACAUGAAACCUUCUCAUGCCUAUCAAUCUAUCAUAGAACGAAAAAAAGAUCCUGUGACGUCCCUGUGAACUAUGCUGUUACUGUUUAACCUGGAAACAAAUUAGUGGAAUAUACCACGGGAUAUGCGUCCACAUGUGAUGUGCACAUGAUUUGGGCCGAGGGCGUAAUAGGAAAUUGCUCUACUCCAACCUCUGAGAUAUGCUUUUUAUCUUUGAAGUAUGCAAAAUAUUACUGAGUACAAAAACCCAUGGGUGAAAAUGAGGACUUCUCUUCCUGUAUUAUGUAGUUUUUGAAUGCAAUCAAUAAUGAUCUGAAUUUUUGAAUGUAUAUUGAUGGUACGUUUGCCUAUAACACAAUGGUGACAUGUGUUUAUGAUAGGUUUAAUCUUGUUCGGUAGCGCUUUUAAUUUCG
Molecule: messenger RNA, 1555 nt
Organism: Cuscuta campestris
Lineage: Eukaryota; Viridiplantae; Streptophyta; Magnoliopsida; Solanales; Convolvulaceae
Source: the annotation of a GenBank genome assembly